GUCCCAGUUCAGUUCCGACGUAAUUUACAACACUCUCUGUGGUCUCUCUCUCCCCCCACCACCACCCCUCCUCAGUGACAAGCAGAGCAGCAGGCAAACAGGCAGGACGGCAGAUGUUGAAAACGCUCCCAUGUCUCAUGUCCAAUAACCGGACGGGACGCAUGUUUACAUCCACGCGGCUUUCAGAGGCGGAGAUGUGCGCGCGCCCCGGUCACUCUGCUGCGGGCGCGUGAGCAGCUCGGAAUAAACGGGAUCCUCCGGCAAGUGGCCCACCAAAACAUGCGACGGAAAGUACCGGAUUGUUUUGCUGACAGAAACACCGAGCCCACAACACAAGAGAGGAGAGUGAACCAUGAAACGGAGUGAUUCGCUGCGGAACAGAGGUACGUGGUUUGGUUUUACUCAGAUCUGCCUGAUGCGUUCAAUGUCUCUCCUGUCUCUUCAGGAGCUCGAAUGCGUCAAUCUAUGAGGCAACAUUAAAAGCUGCUGCUAUGUAAACAAGGCUGAAUUGUGAAUUGUUGAGUAAAUUGUGCUCUAGGGAGGCAGGGAAGCACACACACUGGCUGACACGGACUGUUCAGCUGUAGUUUCAUAACUUUAAAUGGCUGAAUAAAUCACACCUCCUCCUUUUCAUGCGUUUUUUAACACUAAUAUGUGACAAAUCUGCUUUAAGUUGGAGUAUCUGAUCCUCAAACUUGGUAAGACUGCUUUCUGCUUAUAACAUACCUAAUCCAUGAGCCAGCAGGAAAUGAGUGAGUGGUCUAAGAGGGUGUGUGUGUGUGUGUGUGCGUGUGUGUGUGUGUGUGUGUGUCUGCUGAGCCCUGCAAUGAUGAAUCUCUUAAUAGAGUUUGGCUAUAAGCGCCCACUCAGCAGUGGUUUUAAUCAAAGCUCCUUCAACUGUACAGCUAGUGUAAAAAGUCCUUGAAGCACACGUGGGAUAAAGCAAGGGUAAAACUCAUUCAGAGCUUUGUUGUGUUUGUAGUGGAAAUCUCUGAAAUACAAAAAUAAUUAGUUACACUUCUUCACAUGUUUCAAGGGGAAAUAGAUGCAAAAAAAGUUCUUUGUAGGGCUGGGUGAUAUGGGAAAAAGUUUACUUUUUUUUUUAUAUCAUCAUAGUAUAAAAAAUGAAAUUUAGCAGUGUUUAUUGGUAGCAUGUCUUUUGCAAUACAAUAAGCUACUGCAUCUGUGAGGUCUUUGUGUCUUUGACAUCUUGUCGUAAGGCAUUGCGCUGUUAAGCAGACCUGGAGAAGCUCCCCUUUUCAUUGGCUAUUCGAUAGGGAUGGAAGAAAAGAUUGAUUCUCAGAAGUAUCGCGAUUUUUUGUUUUACAAUUUUUAAAUCAAUUUUUAUGUUCAAAAACCUUUUUUUUUUUCAAAUUUAAGAAUAAAUCUUAAAAACUGUCUCACAUGUGAUGUGUAUUUUUUGAGAAAAUAUGGUUCCCGGAAUAGUUAGAAGACAAUCAUAAUCAUUCAACUGUUUCACUGGUGUUAAAAAUGCAGACUAAAUAUGGAGAAAAUCAACAAUAUCAUAGAAUUGCAAUUUUAAUCAAAUCGGCAUCCAAAAAAUCCUAGAAGAAUGGAAUCGGGAGAAAAGAAUAUCGUCCCAGCUGUACUAUUCGUGUAUUCUAACAAGACAUGGCAGAAAGCCAACUAUUGAAAAGGAUAUCGACCAUGUUUUAUACUGAUAUUGAGGGAAAUUAAUUUUCGAUAUAUAUGGUUAUCGUUUUAUCGCCCAGCCCUAGUUCUUUGUCAUAGUUUGUUUUAAACCAUCAUUGCUGAAGUUGAUGUAGCUGAUGGCUGUCUACAAAAGAGUUCAGUUUUGCCCAAAGCUUCUGCGAAAUCAAACAACUCUUUACCUUGCUACUGUUGCCAAGUGGUGUCUAAUUGGAGAAUUAAUUGGGUUUCUGUAAUUGAUAUAACAAAGACUUGGUCUAGAGGUUGUGUCAUAGAUGGUACUAUAUCAGUCUUGAAUGCAUCAGUUGUUUCCUGAACAGUUAGCAAUGAAUAACUCCCAGCCACGGUUUCCUUUCCCAUGCACUGCAUUGUUUACAGUUCAGUCACUUAUUUGAAAAGAGACUCAGCACUCAGAUAGAAAGAGAAGAAAAUUAGUUCCCCUCGGAGUAUGACUACAGAGUAAACAUCACCAUGUUUUGGUUCGUCAUAUCCUUAUAUCCACCUGUUGUAUGUUUCCAGUAAGUCUCAGUUACAUUGUCAGAGGUGAUAUACACCAGGGGUUUCAUCAACUAUGUGACUAGCUGACCAGUCAACCACGUUAACACUCUGCAACUUAAUCGCAGACAAGAUGGCAGAUACUGCAGGGAAGGGUGGGAGACCCUGACUCAGAUGUAUGGUUAAAGGCUCUGGAUCAACAGGCUCAGGAUUUAUGUGUAUUGAGGUACUUCUCUAAAGAUAGCACCAACUCCUCGGUGAAAUUUCAGUUGUGCAUGACUACUGAAGUACAACGAUGAACAUGCACGCUAUAUGCAACCAUCUCAAGAUGACGGCAGCUAGCACCAGUAGUAACGUGAACACCAGCCAGCAACAUGGAGUACUUGAACAGUUUGGAUUAUUAAUCAUAGUGUUCAUAAUUAACCCUUCUUUUUGCAUCUCUCUCACAUACUAAAAAGAUGACUACUCUAAUACUAUUUUGAAAAACUUGCCAAACAUUAAAAAGGAACAUUGGUGAAACCCUUUACUUAUGCAGAGGCUUCACUCUGGCUUCCAUUAGCCUCUACUUCAGAUUGUAAGUUUUGAAACUGCAAGCUGGCAGGUUAACUUAACACAGCCGUCAUUGGAGGAAUUAUAACAUUUUAUCACUCAUAAAGUGUAAAUGUGCAAAACGCAGUAACCAGAGAAGAUGCUCAUUCCUGUUUUAGAUGCUGCGGUACACCAAGAUUAAAACUUCCUAACUUACCAUCAAUCCUUUUUUCCUCACAUAAAAAACAUGCAAGAGAAUACAUGACAUAUGAGUAAUGUGUGAUGGUGAAAUCGCUCUCCCUUCAUUCCAGCAUCUGUUAAACCCGCAGUCGCCUCUCUGAGCUGACAAAGUUGAUGUGGAUGUAAUCUCUAAAAGGCGUCUCCAGUUAGCAGAACGCGGCGUCGUCUAGCAAAGAGAUUGAAGUUAACAGUCAGGUACUGAGAAAAAAAGAGAGGUUUGAUUUGUAGUCCUUGAUCUUACUUCAUGUUGUAUCAUUUUGUUUUAAAAUCAGAUUGUAGAGUAGAUAAGCUGUACUAUAAAGCAACAUUUCAUCAUUUAAUCUUGUAAUUGUAUUAGCACAACAGAAGUCUGUACUUUAUGUCUGCAAAACAUAUCACUGAACAGAACAGACUACUCCAUCAAGAAAACGGACAUAGAUUUUAAAUCAUUUACUCAUAUAUUUCAAAAAAAGAUCACGUUGAUAUUUAUUUGCAUGGCUGAACAGGAGUGGUUUGAUUGAAAUAUGGCUUCUCUACCACUUCAGUCUUAGUCUGUGAGGACUUGACUGUCCUUCACAAACUGGCAGCCAUGUUUCUGUCAGUCUGCCCCAGGGCAGCUGUGACUACUAAGGUAGUUUACCAAAACCAAUGUGUGACUGUGUGAGCGAAUAAAUGAUGUAUCCAAUGUAAAGCACUUUGAGGGUCUCUGAUAAAGUGCUUUAUGAAAUCUGAUGCAUUAUUAUUAUUAUAAUCACUCAUGCCGUAUUCAUCAGCAACUGUAAAAACCUACAUCAUAAUAAGCAAUACUUUGAGUCAGAUCCUUACAGUAUCGUCCUGAUUAUCUUAUUCACGAAUUUCCUUUUUUGGAUCAAUACAAUUAUUUUAUGAUGUUUAAUUAAAAGGACUUAAAAUGGCAUGACAUGAAAAAAAUGUCAAGAGCUCAUCAGCUUUAACUAACAGUUUUUGUAUCAACCUGCAAUACUUGUUUUUUUACAUAGUCAACCUGUUUAAAAUCAGCACACUAGCUUUAGCAUAGUGUUUGAAUUGAAAGCGGAUGUUAGCAUUCAGCCAAAGGACGGUAUGGGGCAGCAGGAACUCAGUUUUAAGGGACUUGGCAAGGAAACUGGUUGGGUGUCACUUCGGUAUAGCAGUUGCAGCACCCUUCUCGUGUACAAAUAGGGUUGCUGUAAUUGCUCAUACAGCAGAACACCAAGCAUUAAGAUACUUCAUGUAUUUUUUUCCUUGUUUUCACUCUAAUGUGUCAGAAAUUUGACCAUCUUGGUGCGUGCUCAUGACUUUGAUACACUUAUCAACCUUUUAAAGCAAUGUCAUAUUGUUUGGAAAGACGUAAUACUCCUCAUCUGAUUUUCUUUUAUGAGUAAUCCACAUUGGUCCAGUUGAAUCUGUGUGGUCACUUCUCACCAGUAGAGCAACCGAGGCCUUCUAGUGAAACCCCUUUGUAAUCCUGAGUUCGAGAAACCCUCCGGCACCGCACACCUCCGUGUUUUCUCGCAGUGCACAGUAGAAAGGAAACAAAGUGGAAGUGACAGGAAAGCACGGGCUGCUUUCUUAAUUGUUACCGAUUGUUUGGUCUACUUUCCCAGUCCGUGCCCUCCAAUCAAUCCAGUCAUCUGUGUAAGGCCCGGACAAAGCCAGAGCUGUGUCACCAUGGUGAGGGAUUGUUUGCAUCCAGUCAUGCCCCCUAGCCAUGUGGGCUCAAAGAACACACACACAUACACACAGAAACAGAAACACACUCUCACACACACUCUCACACAUACACACAGGUCUGUGCAGCAUGCUCUUUUGUCUGUGCACUGCUUGUUUCCCCCCUCUGGACCCCCUCCUGCAGCCUCAGCCUCCUUGUUGCUUUAAAAAUUGGUUCCUGGUUGCGUCACCGUUUGUUUUUGAAAAGCUCAGUGCAGCUGCAGCUUCAGAGUGCCAUGUCUUACUCCUCCCAAGCUACUCAAAGGCUUUUAAACAGAGGGAUAUAGCAACAGAAGAACUGUGCUAUUUUGAACACACCCACUUUGUAGAUAAUCAAUUUGUAAGGUUUUGAUUAAUUCAAGAGCAUGGUUAAGUCUGCUAAUUUGGAACGCCUUUGAUUAGCAAUCAGAUGUAUCAAAAUAGACUUUCUUGUACUUAAAAGUGAUUAAUUACAACAUCAUUACUGCAGCAAGAAACAAAAUCUGUCACUGUGUCAAAUUCCAACAAUUUUCUGUAUAACAUCUGCCAAAAUGUAGGACUGGCCUCAGGGGCUGGAUAGAUAGAAGUUAUAGAAAAAUUUUAUUUUACCAGGUCUUCUCUUUACUUUUACAGCGGUACAUGCUAUUUGUUUUACCAAAAAUCACAACUUCUUGUGUCUGUUGUUGGCAGACUGCUGGAGAAACUAAGCCAGUGUCAGGGGUUCAAACCUAAUCAAUUUGUUUGUGUACGUUUAAUGAAGUGAUGGACUGAGUGAGCUCUGAGUCUGACUCUUAAGUCUGUGUUUUUGGGUGAAACUUAUCCUCAACACUGGUGAGACAUUUGUGUUUCUGAACCUUAAGUGCUCAUCCCAGGGAUAUUAAAGGAUCUCUGUGGGAUUUUAGUGUUGAAUUACUGUCAUGAUUGAGGAAAUGCUCAUAAGACACACUGAUCUGGUUCUCAGAGUCCCUCCCUAGCUCUGCCUUCUUGUGGCAUCCUGAGUAUGAAACUUCAGGGAGGCGGACCGGAGUCAUAACUAAGUUUAGCUCGAUGGUUAACAGCCCAGACGACACAGUAUUCUUCAUGUCUGGAACCAAAUGGCUGCAGCAAAAGCCGUCUGACAGCCAGUGUUUGAUUGCUGCAACCUUUUUUCUCCCCAGCUGCCUCGUUCUCCAUCACUCAUCUCCUUACAUAACCCACUAACAAAAUGAAUACUACUCUGUCUCCCCGACUCACUACAUUUACCAUCAGAAAGUUCCUUCUGUGUUUGUGUAGCUCUCCUUGUCUUCACUCUUGUCAGUUGCUGUAUUUCAGUCUGUAAUUUUUGUGUUACUAAACUUGUGUCAUUGAAGGACAGGCAUGCAAGUGUUAGUAUAUUGGAAAUACAAAUCAUGGAAGCUCAUUUGCUAACGUGGAUUUUGUUGGUAACAUUUUGUUGGGAUGGUGCUUUGAGCUAAAGGCUGCAUCAGCACGCUAACUUUGAAGAUCACAAUUUUAAAGCCGGGCGUUAAGCAUUUUUCCAUUACAGUUUUCUGAAAGCAAAAGGCAACCAAAAAUAUGAGAUAAAAAGAUGUAUCACCAUUGCUAUGUGUGUUUCUCCUGGUUAAAAGUUGCAGUGGUGGCAGCUCAAUAUCAGUAUAAAACAUGGUCAAUAUGCUUUUUGAUAGUUGACCCUCUGUCAUGUUUUGGUAGACUAAACAAAUAGCCAAUGAAAAGGGGAGUUGCUCCGGGUCCGCUUCGUGCUGAAACAAUCAUGUGCUGAAUUAGAACCAAGUAGCAAACAACUGCGUAGUAGAAGAGACACAAAUACCUCACAGAUGUAGUAGCUUAUUGUAUUUCAAAAGACAUGCUACCAAUAGGCACUGUCAAAUUUCAUUUUUUAUGUUGUGAUAUAUAUCGAUAUCGACUGAUAUGAAAAAAAUAUAUCCUGAUAUACUUUUUCCCCAUUUCUCCCCACAAUUUAUGGGUGUCAACACCAGCCACAAUCCAGCUGCUGUAUUCUUUUAAAUCCUUAUUUCUGAAUUAUGGCAAACAAAUUUGCUAUUUACUGAUUUACUUGAUGGAAACUGUGAGUGCAUUAGUAAGACUUCUCAACUUGCUGUUGAACUGAUGUUGACAAUAAUGAAAUGAAACCACCAGUGUUAGGAUUUAAAGCUCCUAUGUUGAGUUUUUUGAUAAUUUUAAAACGACUGAAAUUCAUAUUUAUUCCUUUUGCAUAAAAUCACAAAACAAACAAAGCUAUCAGCGACAUGACUGAUUACUUUUAUAGUGUCAGUUUUAAAGCCAGGAACAGGUGCAGAGGGGUUGGUGUCACCCAAACAGCUGGAGAAACAUCUGUGUUUCAGGCACCAAAAUUGGCACAAACUGAAAGUUCCUCGCUAGAGCUUUAAGAAGUGACACUGAAUGCAGGAUAUUUUCAGAUGAAUGCUUAUGUAGUCGCCAUUGUAACAGGCGGAGAGUCACCAGUUCACAGGGUCAUUUAUUUAACUGUAAAACCAGCUUCUGCCUGUACAGUACUCAAACACUGCAUGGUUGGCUAGCAAGCCUGAUAUUAAAUAGACACCUACAUAUCUAUAAAGCCUUUUAGGUUAGUCAGCUACAAAAUAAUAGUUUGCCUGUGAAAACAUUUCUAUCUUUCCUCUGUCACCGUGAUUUAUUAAAGUAAUCAUUAACUAAGACCUGGUUGAAUGCUAAUGUUAACUGUGUGACCUGAACUCUUCCUGGAUUUUCAUAGUCUGUUGUUGAUAUGGAUGCUUAUAAAACUAAGAGUUAUAAUUCUUAAACUUCAAACUACAUCUGCUUCCUUUGUCCAUGUUUCGGUAGUUAUGGUUACCAUGUUAACCACUUCAGUUUCUCUAACAGCUGGCACUCCACAUGAAAGUGAGGAUGAGACACAUUGAGUUUGAUCUUUUUUUUAAGUUAGGUAAUCUCCACAUGAACAAAGUAAUCCACUUAGCAUUAUUUGGUCUGAAAGAGGUCUAAUAGACGUCUAAAUGUAGUCUAGACAACUGAUCUAAAGUCAGGCUACCACAGGUCUAAAAAUUAAAGUUUUUUUAGACGUCUAAAUUUAGACCAAGUUUAAGCCAAGUCUACAUCUGGGCUUUAUCUAUACUACACCAUGUAUUGCACAACGGCUAUCAUAAUUAUUUUGGUUAUGUACUUGGAGAUCAGUUAUGCAACUCACAGCUGCUUUUUGAAAUAAAUAGUUAUUGAAUAAUGGGUUUAAGUGCAACGUCUAAAUUCCAUCUAAAAAUAUAAGGAAUCUAGACAGUUGAAAUUUGGUCUAAAAAAAAAAAAACUAGACGUCAAAUAGCCGUCUAUUGCUCAAUGGGAAGAUGUCCCUCAAAAUAGGGCCAGAUGAUUUGUCUUGAGGAAGACACAAAGUUUUGUGUGAGUGUAAUUAGCCUCACUUUGUUAAAAAAGGUCGUUUUGUGGCUAAUAAAACGCCAUAUCACUCUAUACUGACUUUGCCUGUUUGAUGAUACCUUAGGAGAAAUGUUCCUCUUGUCUGGUUAAAGGUUAAAUGUCACUGCCCUGGACGGUCUGCCUGGUUUAUAUGUGAAGGAUUUGGCAUGCAGUUGGAAUGUGAAGCACUGAGUCUGUCUGUUUAUUAAACUGUGACCAAUUGCAAAGGAAAUUCCAACAUCUGCAGCAGCACCUUUCCCACAGGUCCCGAGGUUACUCGCUGUGGCCUGAAGCUCAGUCUGAUUCUAAAAAUGGAAGUAUACAUUUACAACCAGGCUGAGCCAAAAUAGAAACACACAAGCUGCAGCAUGCUAAUUUGUAUACUCUCACCAUGUAGCCUGAAUGAUUAAUUUAUUCUCACUCUGGCAGAGUGAGGCUUCAAAGCAACUAAUUUACAUCAAAGACGUUAGCAGAGAGAAAGUGGAAAAAGUGUGAUGAAAGUUCAGGAAAAUUAUAUUAAUGGCUGCAGAGAGAGAGCCAGAGAGUUGGCCAUUCAGGAGUUGGAAGUUAUUAGUGGGGCAAGGAAAAUCGAAGCUCGUUUCCACAAGGAAACAGGCUGCUGUGGUGGUUCUGUUAGUGAGCAAACCAUUCGAUUACUUUCGCAUUGAUGAGUCUGGAGCCAGUGUGCCGUUACAUUUCCAGGUCACAGCUCCUAAAUUCAGUUUACUUUAGCUUCAAAGAAAAAGAUUUUGAGUUUGUCUGAGUUAUGAGGAAAAGCUUCAUCCUCAUUGAUCAAAGUGUGAAAAAACCUGCAAUAUGGACUCGCUCAGUUAGACUAAACAACAUCUGAACAUCUGUUUCUUCGCAGCUGUCUGCUCCCGUGCUGCCGCAGAUAAAAGGAAACACCUUGCAUGUGUUGUAAUAUGCAAGUCAGAUGGCCAGUGGGAGCACCUAAGUGUAAAAAUGAAAUGAAACCCAUAUUCAAUGAAAGAAUAACUCAAGAAAAGAUGUUGUGAGUUGUUGCUUCUUAGGCAGAGAUUCCCAAAUGGGUGUGGGAGUCGGGGUGCAGCGAGAUUGAAUAAAAGCACCAGACAGAGUUGUGCAGGAGUAAAUCAGGGCCAGUUUUGUAAAAGGAGUGCUCUGUUAACAAGCUGACAGUGAUUCUACACCAACAACUACUGAAACAAAGACAAGAAAUCAGCUUGACCUUUACAGAUGGUGGACUGCCCACACAUUAAAACUUUGGAAGUUACACAUUGAAGUUUCACUUUUUAAUUGCUCCUUUUGAAAUGGUGGCUUACAUUUCAGUUAAAUGUCACACACAGAAGUUGCAACUCAUUCAAACAAACUUCCAGACAAAUAAAUAUUCUCAUCUACUUUAACCACUGUUCUAUAUUGAAUAUUUCUACUAUACUUUUAUAUCUAUUUCUUUAUACAUUGAGAAUUGGUAAGUUUUUGGUCCUUAUGCUAUGCUUUAAAAUGUCUGAGAUAGUCAUUGUUUGAUGUGUUUUUGUCAGAAGGAAACUUUAGCUGCCAUAACAAUACAAUUUACUGCAAGUUAUUAACAAAGUAUUUAUCUUAUCCUUACUCUGCGACAUCAUGUUUAUAGGGCUGGGCGAUAAAACGAUGACAAUAUAUAUCAAAAAUUAAUUUCCCCCGAUAUCAAUAUAAAACAUGGUCAAUAUGGGCGGUACAGUGGUGUAGUGGUUAGUACUGUCGCCUCACAGCAAGAAGGUCCUGGGUUUGAAUCCGAGUCAGGGUGUUUCAGUGUGGAGUUUGCAUGUUCUCCCUGUGUCUGCGUUGGUUUACUCUGGGUACUCCGGUUUCCUCCCACAUCCCAAAAAUACGCAGAAGUGGGGUUAGGUUAAUUGGCCACUUUCAAAAUUGCCUGUAGGUGUGAGUGUGGAUGGUUGUUCGUCUCUAUAUGUCAGCCCUGCAAUGAACUGGCGACUUGUCCAGGGUGUCCCCUGCCUUCGCCUGAAGAUGCUGGGAUAGGCUCCAGCCCUCCCGCAACCCCCAGCGGGAAUAAACGGUAGAAAAUUGAUGGAUGGACACGGUCAAUAUGCUUUUCGAUAGUUGGCAUUCUGCCAUGCUUUAGUAGACUAUACGAAUAGCAAAGUCAGGGAAUACUUUAAAUCUUUUUCACCACCUGAAGCAGUGCCACACGGCAGAGCACGCGCAAUGCAAAAGGUUACAAACCCUGAGCGGAGUAAGGAGUCCGUGGCGUCUGUACAGCCGAAACAGCCAACCAUUCAGUCUGCUUUCCCUAGCGCAACACCUUAUGACAAAAUGUUGAAGAGACACAAAGACCUCACAAAUGCAGUAGCUUAUUGUAUUGCAAAAGACAUGCGACCAAUAAGCACUGUUAAAUUUCAUGUAAGAGUAACAGGGAACAUUUAUAUUGAUAUAUAUCGAUAUCGACUGAUAUGAAAAAAUAUAUAAUGAUAAACCUUUACCAUAUCGCCCAGCCCUACAUGUUUAAUUACUGUUAGCCUAGCACACAUUAAAUCAUAUUUUUAAUGGUUGUAUUACUGUGAUGAUUACAGGUGAGGUUCCUCUGUUGUUGUUGUUGUUCCACAGUUCUACAGAGUUUCUGUUCAUCAUGUUGCAGCACACUGGUUAAAAGUUUAGUAACCUGUGUCAAAGUGGGCCACAGCCUGUCUGUACUGAGAGUCAAAAGUGUCUCCAAGGAUUUGAACCAUCUUUUUAAUUAAACAUAACAGCUACUUCAGUCUGAAAUGUGACUCGUAGACUUAAAAUGACAGGCAGUCCUCAUGCGGCUCCUCGCCCCGCCAGACUCAUCCAUCAAUUUUCACUGUGACUAUAAAAGGCUCAAAAUGCUCCUGUUUUUAAAAAGCUAAUGCUAAAGCUUUCCCCCAAAAUUCUUCCACCUUUGAUUCAUGAAUAUUCUACAGUUUUCAGUCAUGGGACUUAUAUCAACUUGAAUAAAAUGGACUUUACUCAGUUUUGAUAGUAGCUUUAUGAUAAUUGUAACACAUGGGGGUAAAGACUUCAGCAGGACUUUUCACACAGAUAUGCAGAUUGUAAGUUUUUGUAUGUGUGUGUGUGUGUGUGUGUGUGUGUGUGUGUGUGUGUGUGUGUGUGUGUGUGUGUGUGUGUGUGUGUGUGUGUGUGUGUGUGUGUGUGUGUGUGAGGCACAGAGAGGGACAGAGAGAGAGAGAGAGAUCAGGUUCACAGCCUUGUGUGAAGUGUCUUUUAGCCCUGGAUCGAACCUCAGUGUGAUUUCAAUAACACUCGUCAUUGAACAAACAUAGUUUUACAACAUUUUGAAUCCAGCUGUGAAAAGUUAAAGGCAGCAUCGUUUCUAAGGAAACUAGUUGUUAUGAAAUCAAUUAAGCUACAUUUUCUAGGUUAGAGGCAAAUCUCUUUAUCCAUGUUCCAGCUCAAAUAAUAAUUAAAAAAAAGUGUCUUUUCACUUGCAGCUGCAGGUUAUUAUUGAGAAAAUUGUACAUUUAAAGCUCCUUGAGGCACUUUCUGAUGGUGUGAGGUUAAAGCAGUACCUCUAAUGGCUUCACUGCUCUUGUUGUGCAUCAGUAAAAUCUCACUCACUCUGAGAAUUUGCUGUAGAAAAUUUAAAGAGAUGGUGUUGUUUGCCUCCUUGUCUGAUGCCUACCUGGUGACAGUGUUUAUAGGAAUUCAGAAUAACUACUAAUAUCAGUCUUUUUACCGGUGGUCUCUUUUGCUUUUGAAGGUAUUAUAAAGGCAUCUAAAUUUAGUUCAACUCACAACCGGUUAAAACCCUUUACAUGGUUUUUUUUUUACUGUCUCUGGAGUUAAAUAUACAGCAUUAAUCUAAAGUUAAGGUGGUGUUUUAGUUUUCAUCACUAAAAUGCUUGUACUCUUUCUGUGGGAUCCUCAAACCUUUAAAUUUCCAUGUCCAUCAUUUUAUUUGCUUUGUCCAUCUGUCGCCCUCCUGUUGCACCCUCACCCCUCUUCUUUUCCUCACUUUUACUGUCCCCCUCAUUUAUUCCCUCUUCCACUAAGCCACAUUCAUAGGUUUAGCCUCAUUUACUCUGCAGUUACAGAGGCGUCCAGGUUCAGAUGCAGUAUCUGUCUGCAGUUACAAAUCAUCCCGCUUUCCACCAAAGGCGAGCCUCACCCUCACCAGAUGCCCUCGGUGUAGGGAUGUGCUCACGCUGACGUGAUGCAGACUCAGUGGGAAAGGCCUCGAGGGGGAAGCAGUAGUUAAAGAGCUGGAGGAUUUGGGGUCCCAUUCCAGCUGUGAUGAAGAUGGCUGGUACCUAAAUCGUUAAAGGAUGCCUCAAGCGAUACGGAAGUCAGGGAUCAGAGCUAAGCUGAUGGCCCAGUCAUGAAAAUAAGGAGGGCUGCUGCACAGUGGGGCUGCAAAACUCUGAGCAUUAGGCAGCAGCUCCUUCAUCGCUCUGUUGCACCGGCCUGCUGUUGUGGCCUUGCCAGGUUCCUAAUGACUGCCUCGCUGCCGAGGUGCUUGUGUCAGCAGUUUCAAAUGGCUUUCGUUCUGCGUGCAUGCGGCCGUUGAAAGCUUUUCCUUCACCGACACCAGCAAAUGAAAAAUAUAUUGUAGGAGGCCUGUUAGACAGUCACAAUCACUGCACCACAAGUGUGUUCUUGCUGCAAUUUAUUCGCAGCUUUACAGGAAACUACUUAAAAGAACAAGUGUUGUGUUGUGUUGUGUUGUGUUGUAUUGUAUUGUCGUGGACUGUGAACAGGAAGCGUCUGCCACUCAACCAUUUGGUGCUUAUUAAAAUUUAUGUGGGGGUGUUUUAAUCGAAUCGAGUCAUUAAAGCUCCUGUGAGGAACUUCUGGUUUGUGUCAAUUUUUGCAUCCCCAGUGGAAAAAUCAUUCUUGCUUUGUCUUCCUGAUAAAAAAUACCAACUUUUUACAGCCAUUUAUUGUGAAUUUUGUAUGUGAAAACUGUAAAAACAGGGCCAGUUCUUCUGCUGACCCAUACCCUCUUGCGCCAGUAUUAAAAACUUUGAUUCAAAAAUUCUCAGUCUUGUUGCUGUUAGUCUUGUUUGCAUCACACUACAAUAUAUAGGCACCUAUAUGAAUUUGAGUCCUUGUGAUCCAUGUCAAAAAAUGAUUAAUGUUUAAACUCGCAUUAUUUUAAUGUAGAUUAUCCUGGCUUGUAAAGUUGACAUGACUUAUUUCACCCUACUUCAUCACGCUUUUAAGGGAAUGUCUAACUCUGUAGCUGUUGAAUGCUAAGCUAUCUUAAGAUAUAUCAAUAAACAAUUAAUUCCUUUAAACGUUCUUUUCUCUUCCCUUGAAGGAUGGACAGUAAAAUCUUAUUAGCACCCCCUUGUGGUGUGGAGGAAUGAAGGCCUCUGGAUGAAGGCCAUGGAGCUGAAAGUGUGGGUGGACGGAGUACAACGCAUCGUGUGCGGGGUCACAGAGUUCACCACAUGCCAGGAGGUGGUCAUUGCUUUGGCUCAAGCCAUCGGUAAGCUCAAAAUUAAUGAUAACCUGAGAAAGAGUUUGCUAAUAUCUUGUUUUUACAGCUGGUAGAAAACAUCUUACAUUAGAGGGCUACAAGCAGUAAAUGUGAAAAAUUUUAGUUAUUGAUUGAAAAUCCAUGUUGGUUCACAAAAGUCUUGAGAAGGAGAAAUCAGAUGACCAACAUAUGACAUGAUAAAGAGCAUGAGGAGGGUAGACGCUGAAAAACUUUGACUAAAGUGGUGUCUAAGUCUCACACGAAUCCCUUAGGGCAAUAUCUGUGAUGUGGGUUGUGUCCAAUAUUGGCCAGGCAGGAUGUCAGACACACUGGAGAAGAUAAAUUGCUGCAAAAUGAAAAGUGACUUGAGGGCACAAAGAGAUUUUCACCAUAGAUGGGCUGCACAAAACAAGAUGAGUCAUGCUGCAGACUUUGGUUUAUUGACGCCCUGUGCACUCACACAGAAGUUAGUUGGCACUUUGUCUUUGUUUGUCUUUGCAUGGAUUGUAUUGGACAUCUAGCUUUGUGAAUCCAUAGGCAGGAUUUCUUUAAAUGGAGAGCUAUGGGUUGCUAUUAAAGAUGAACUUUUCACAGGGCUUUCCCAACAACCUCGGUAGAUUUUUUUUGUUCGGACAUGUAUGUUUCACAGUGUCACUGUAGCAGGAGUUAUGUCGUUCACUAUCCUUUGUGCUCAAUGAACCCUUUGUCCAGACUAGGGCACUUUGAUGUGAAUGGCUCUGGUGAUGAAUGUGCCUCUUUUUACAAGGACCCCAAGUGUGUAGGACGAGGGUGAGAGUAGGUAAAUGGACAAAACUUUUAUUGCACAUUUCCAGUCUUCCCACCGUUUAAGUGUUCACACUAGUACCAUUCAUGUUAGUGCCACAAACAUAGAUACUCACAAAAGCUCUCGUGCAAAGUGUGAGCAUUCUCUGGAUACUGGAUCAUCAGUCAGGAUCGGCAGCGGUUGACUUUUAUCUACUUGACAGGAGAGUACAAACAUACUCAUACAGCAGAGCCACAAACCAAUAAGUGCUGUCCUUUCCCAGCACAAUCACUUAUCUGUUGAGCUGAAUUUUCCCAGAAACACUUCUGUCAGCAUGCACACUAUUCACGAUGCUGGCAGAAGUCUUUGAAACUGCUCGAGCUCCGAAAGUGUGGGGGAGUUGUACAAGAGUUCAAAGAGACUGUUUUACCCCCAAAGUUUCCUUGUUAAAUUGCCUUGCAACUUGAGCUGAAUUUGAACAAUUUUAAAAGCACAGUGAUUUUGCUUUCUUCACAUCAGGGAUGUCGUUAGAUAACAUACAGUAUCCAAAUGAAGCAGACAAGCAUUGUAGCAAUUUAUCUUAAUGCCUAACAGCAAAACAAAGAAAGUGAAAUGUGUCGUUUUUUGUUGGGCUGUAUUGAAUAGAUCACUGGGGACCUUCCCACAGACCUCCCACAGAGAGCACAAUAACAGCUACAGUAAUGAAAGUUUUAGGGCCUGUGUCCACUGACAGCAUUUUUUGUGUUCAGAGUUCCUCAGCAUAAGAAUGCCCUUGGUAUCAGCUGUUUUGUGUUCCUGUCUUUGAUCUUUGAUUAUCUCGUAAAGAUUGCUGCAUUUGUCAACAGAAUUUUUACUUGGCAUCAAAAACUAAGUGUGGCUAAAUUUCAAAAACAUACAAACUUCUACAAAAAAUUACACAGUAAAAAUAAACUGCUGAGAGAACCAUGUUACUGAAAAAUUUUUUGCUUUUCUAGUUUGAACCAUCAAACAUCUGUUAUACAGGGUAGGUGGGCCACAAGAGUCAUGCAGCAGCCAGUUAUUAGAGGGAGCUCCAAAAGGUUUUGGCCCGGAGCCAAUUGUUGUGCUGUGUGUGAUUUUUUUGCAGUGUAUGGGACUAAUGACAUUGUGUGUCAUUCUACAACUAUGUCCAGGUUACUUGUAACUUUAGACUUUGUGAAAAAGAUGGGGUGAAAAAUAAAGCUAAAACAUUCGGAGCUGCCCGCCUAACUGGCUGCACAAAAACUCAUACAGCUAGCCUUUUCCAUGUUGACAGAUGAGACAUGGUCCAAACUUUUAAAUGAAAAAUUACGCUUAAGAAGUUUUUCUUCGACAUGCUUUCUGUCAAUAUGGUUAGCACUUAUCAUGCUUAUUCAUCUACAAAUGAAGGGUAUUUUCACAUUCAUUGGUGAGUUUGAUGUUGGGAUAAGUGUGAGGCAUAGGACAUGAAAACAAAGCUUCUAGAGACAAAAUCUCCUGUGUAGAGUCUUGGGAUAUUUAGGCUUCACUUUUGUUUUGUUUGAAUGGUGAAGGUGUAGACAUAUUGUCCAUCUUCAUGUAGAGUCAGAGCCUGAAUGAGAAAUAAAAGAAACUGUUCCAGCUUUGUCAGCUCAUUUGAUAUCAUUAAAGGAUAGUGUUGUUUAUAUUCAGAAGCAGUUUGAGAAUAUGUACUAUGAAACUUCUUAUACCACGUUCAUUAUUAUGUUUCUGAUUCUUGACAGGCCGCACUGGCAGGUACACCUUAAUAGAAAAAUGGCGUGAAACUGAGCGUCACCUGUCUCCACAUGAAAACCCUGUGGUGUCCCUUAAUAAGUGGGGUCAGUAUGCGAGCGAUGUCCAGCUCAUCCUCCAACGAACCGGCCCAUCUGUUAGCGAGCGGCCAACAUCUGAUGGGCAGGCUCGAGUCCCAGAGCGGGGCUUCUACCGGCAGAGCCUGCCACCUCUGGCCAAGCUCCGCCCACCAGGUAUGGACCGCUCGCUCAAAAGAAGGGAACCCAAGCGCAAGUCACUGACGUUCACCGGAGGAGCGAAGGGUCUUCGAGAAAUAUUUGGGAGAAGCAGAGAUGCUGAAGGUAUUUCCUUUUUUUUUAAGCAUAUUUAAGUUAGCUUUUGCUGGACGGGUAGUUUUGCACACAUUGUCGAGUCCAGGUUCCCUUCCCUCUCCUUAUGCCUUUACAUGCCAUCAUCCAUCCAGCCAAACAGCCCCCGCAGCGAGGAGGGAGUCUGAAUCUGAACAGGGUUGGAGUAGCAUCUGUACCUGGGAGUCCAGCCAGAGAGCUGAGCCGGCUGGUGCAGCUGCAGAGAGACAAACUCCAGGCCCUAGAGAGCCGUCUGCUGGGCUGCAAAGCUGAGUUGCGAGACUGGGAGGAGGAUGACGGCGAGGCCAAUGAAGUGAGUAACACCACAGCUGCCAGUGCUGUUAAUUAAACUCAAAAAGUUGCGUGCAGAAGCUAUUUACAUCUCAGCAUCAACUAUUUUUUUUCUCAACAAUGCUCUCAGAAGUUGUGUUUACUCAGUGCAAGUGUUGUAUGUUUUGUUUGGGUGGGAAACUUUUCAGGUUGGAUCAUUUUUCUGCUUCCAGGAGGUAAAUUUAGAAGAGGAGCUGCUGCUUUUGGAGCAGCAGGUGAGGAGGAACGAUGCAGAGAUGGAGGAGGAAGAAUUCUGGCAGAACGAGCUGCAGAUUGAGCAGGAAAGUGAGCGGCAACUCCGGCAACAGCUAGCAGAGCUGCAGGGUGGCGUGCGCGACUGCGAGGUGAAGCUUUCAGAGUACUUAGCACGCAUACAGGUGAGCUUGUAAUCAUAGAGCAGCUAAUGGAGUCUUCUAGCUGCUGUUUUAUUGUGUUUAUUAACACCGUGUAAAUGUCUGGUAGUUUCUCUUCUCUACAAACUCUGCUGACAAAACAAACACUGUUGUGUAAGGGAUUUCUUCGUGCCUUUUCUCCACUUUAUUUGUUGUUAUUUGAUUUCUCACAGAACAUGGAGGCAGGCAUUGAGCAGGAGAGGCAGCAGCAGGAAGCCGAGCUCAACCAGAAGGUCAAUGAGGAAGAGGUACAACCCAGUCAAUCACAGUUUCUAAAGCAGCAUGCAAACAUAAAGGUGCAGCUGAGUAAAUAUAAAUGCUGUGAAAACUGUUGUUUUUGGUAAAUGAACUCAAAAUGGUACAUUUUCAUCCCACUGAGCAUUUUUUGGUCUAAAAGAGAUCUAAUAGACGUCUAAAUGUAGCCUAGGCGACUGGUCUAAAAUCAGGCUACCACAGGUCUAAAAAGGAAAGUUUUUUUUAGACAUCUAAACUUAGACCAAGUAUAGACCAAGUCUAAAUCUAGGCUAUAUCUAUACUACACUGUAUAUUGCUCAACAGCCAUCAUAAUUAUUUUGGUUAAGUACUUGGAGAUCAGUUAUGCAACUCGCAGCUGCUUUUUGAAAUAAAUAGUCAUCGAAUAAUGGGUCAAAGUGCAAUUUCUAAUUUCCAUCUUAAAAUAUACAGAAUCUAAACGGUUCUAUUGCUCAGUUGGAAACAUGCAGUAUAUGACACACAAAGUUAAAUAUUUCAAGCAUAUUUUGAUUUUUAGCAUUAUGGUUCAUAAAAAAACCCUACUAUAAAAAAAGGAAGUCUAAUGUCUCAGAUCACAAGAGUAUUUCAUGAGAUCAACAAAAAAGGAUUUACACCUUAUUUAACAUGUUGUCAUUUUUACCCUCAAUACUUGGUUGGAGCUCCUUUACCACAAUUUACUGCAUCAGAGGCGACACUGCGGGAGUGUUACUUGAAGCUUACACUGCUUUAAUUGCAGCCUUCUGGUCAUCUGUAUUUUUUUUUCAUGUAUUCCUUAUCUUCCCCCAGACAACACACUGUAGGUUCUGAGUGAGCUUGCCAGUCAAACACAGUAAUAACAUGGUCAGCAAACCAGUUUCUGGUAGUUUUGGCACUGCGGGCAGGUGCAAGGUCUUGCAGGAAAAGUAAAUCUGUAUCUCCUUAAGGCUUCUUAGCAGAUGAAGCACGAAGAGCUCUAAAAUCUCCUGGUAGACUUGAAUAAACUUUUCUUGAUAAUCCUCUCAAGGCUGCGGUCAUCUCUAUUGCUUGUGAACCCUCUGCAAACAGCCGUCCUUGUCAUCAAUGACCUUCUGUGGCUUAGUGGAGUGUGUUGAUGAUCGUCCUCUGGACAACUGUCAAGUCAGCAGUCUACCAAUCUCAUUAAAGCUGCAUUUUUUGAACUAGACUAAAAAAUACAUGGUAUUGACUGUAUUUGAGUAGCUAUUUCAUUAAACUCAACAUAAAAUAUUCUUAUAUUCUUUUCAAAAUGCUUGAAUCUUUUUAGUAUAUAAGUAAUGGCUCCGGGAUACAUAAAGUAUCAGAUAAUCUGGCAUGGCAUGAUGAGAUUUCAGUCACGCCCCUGAUAUAGAGUUGCAUUCAAAAUAUAAACUUGUUAAAUAAAACCAUCGGUUUUAGUUUCAUAAAUCUUCUCCAGUCCCAGUUGGCAGGUAAUACAGUUGUAAAAUGUAAUCCACUAUUUUGCAACAUUUGGCCAAUUUUGGUGACCAAAUAAUUAAAAAACUGACAUUCCCGUCAGUUUCAGCUGUUUGUGUGUCAAGUGCUGAUUAAAAAACAUGCCAAAUAAAGAUUGUUGGGUUUGGGUGUUACUAACACUAGCUUAGCAUAACACCAAUUAGCUUUCUGGCGUUAGACUUGAAAAAAAUGCUUUUCUUUUGUUCAUAAUCUUUGAUAAUCUAGUUUUUUUUAUCCAUCCAGUUGAAGGUUUUUAAUCUUAUUUAAAAACAAAUAUCUUUUCCAUUAAGGAGUUAUUUUCCAAAUUUAUUGUUACUUUGUGGGUCCAUCGCUUCUGAAGAGUUUUGUGACUUUUUGGCUUUUCCACUUUUUUUCUGCCUGUAUUUCAGGUGCAGGCGCAGCUGGAGAAAAUGAGUGCAGAGCUGGAGAAGCAGAGCCAACAGACAGCUCGGCUGGAGAGCAGUUGCAAGGCGCUGGAACGCUCACUUGGCCAGUCCAGCAAGAGAUUACAGGUCAGCUCUAGUCCUCCUCAAGGGUAUUCUUGUUUAGUUUUGGCACCACAGCCUCGAAAUAUUCAGGAUUGUGAAGAACUUUUGUCAGUUUGUGCUGAUGGAAGACACUGUAAGAGAUUUAUUUAAAGGUGAGUUUUUGGAAAUCCUCAUUAAAAAAGUCUUCAGUGCAGUGAUGUUUCUGGAAACCACAGCUCUGUGCACACAGGUGGAACCGUAGAAAUCUAAGCUCAUUAAGCUGUGGGCAGUGAAGCAAAGUUUAAUCUCUUGCUUGCAGGGAUGCACAGUGGAUCCUCAGCUGCACGAAUCCUAGUAAGCAGCAAAGUGCUCCAUGUACAGGCAAGGUCCAGAAGUAGGGUGUGGGUAGCAUGAAGUAAUGAGAAGGAGAAGGAAGGGAGGGUAUUACAGCAUUCUUCGCCUGAUUAGAGAGAGGUCUGAAUAAGUCCACAAUCCCUUGCCUGUAGUUGCGUAACCAUCUGGGAGCUCCUCUUUAGCUGUCUCAUCUGGGUUGUGGCUUCUUGCGAUCGACCACAGAAUAAUGCAAACUUAUUUUGUGUUGUAGUUAGUAGAAUAGAAAAAGUGGGAAAGAGAAACAGAAGAUGAACAAUUAUUGUGUCCUUUUUAAACCUUUUCUGCUGUCAUUUCAGGGGUAAUCUUGACUUUUUAAAAACAAAACAUGGGUGCAUUAGUUCCCUCUUUGGUCAUUAUGUUGUUUUUUUAUUACAGGAAAAAGAGCAGGAGCUGGAGCAGCUGACAAAAGAACUCCGACAGGUCAACCUGCAGCAGUUCAUUCAGCAGACUGGUACCAAGGUGACCGUGCUACCUGCUCUGCCUUUAGGAGAAAACAACAACAAUGGCACGUUAAGACACCUAUAUGUGCACACUGAAGCCUACUAACACAAACAGAGACUCCAUUACCUCACACAUCACGCUGAUGAAAUGUUAAAAUGUUCAUUAACACAGUUAAACUGAAAAUUAUUACAUGUAUAUGUACACAGUGCCACCUUGUGGUCAUCUUGAGAAUGACACGUACCACUCUUCCACAGGAGCUUAAAUCUGUAACCCCAUUACACGCACGAAAUCAAUGGCAGCUUUAAAAAUGCUGCAAGACUUUAACAAUGAGUCAGAAAGAAAAUCCCUGAUUCAUUCUCAAAAGAUCAAACCUUCAGGGUGCUCUGGUUGGAAAAUACUCCUCCUGAAGCCUGAAAUAUUUGCAAUAAGCUCAGAAGUGAAUAAGUCUAUAAGGAAUGAACAAUAGAAGAGAUAACCUGUGGAUAGCUUCUGAUAUAUAUUCCUGUUUUGUCGUUUUCUGCAGAGGUGGAGUCUGACUCUCUGAAACGACUUGGCUCGUCCCGUCUCUUACCCAGCGACCUCCGUGCUCUUCAAAGCACCGUGUCCUCCAGCCUCAACCCUGAAGGCAUCUACGUCUGACCCCAACAACUCUCAAUAAGGCUUUGUUUUGGCUGCAGGGUGAUCUAAUGUUACCAGGACUUUCGAGAUUCCUUUCACAAACUGCUGAAACGCAGCGGCUGAUAUUGCCAGAGAUGUCACAGGGAGGAUGAAAACAGUUCUUAUGAGAAAAGCUUCAACCUGUUUGCAGCCUUUUCCAUCUUUGAAUGACUGGGACUCAACCUGAUGUCAGUAUCCAUUUUCAAACCAACAACUAAUCAUUCUUGAGUCAGCAAAACUCCAUUUUCUCUAAGUUGAGGAAAACUACCAGCCUGAAGAUGUAUUUUUGUUGAAUGAGGAGCCAAACAGUGCAGAUGAACUUUAUUUUUUAUGUUGUAAAUCAUCAUUUCAGGAGUCUAAAUUCAGACAUUUGUAAAGGUACUCCAUUGCACGAGCAUGCACAAACACAGACACCAUACCUGUGCUGUAAGCGUAGCCAUAUCUGAUUGCCUUAUUCUGGUGUUGUAAAGCCAGGCGUCAAUAAGUCUGAUGUUAUAAAGAACUCCAGGGAGCUUCUGAACUAUGCGCCAUGUGAAAUUGAUGAAAUACUUGCAAGCACCAAUUCAGGUGAUAAGCGAACUGAUGUCAGCAUAACUCAACUUCGGCUCCUUUCCCUUAUAUUAGAGUGAAUGUCUGUGUAGAUUCUGCUGGAGGUACAUUCGCUUUAUUUCAUAAAAAAAAGAAAUUCAGAAAAACAUGUCUAACUCCAGCUUUUAGGCGUUCUCAGUGAAACGUUUAUAUUGACUUUUGUCACUUUUUGUUGCAGAGCCAUUAAUCUUCAUUUUUGUCCUUCUCUAUCAGCUCUAAUAUCAGAAUGUUGUCGUGAGUGAUGAUAGAGGCUGUUGAGCCUGUGGUGGAAACCCAGCCUGGAAAAAUGGGCAAAAUGUGUAAGUCUGACCACCAGGUGGCGUCAGAACAUAUGUUAUUCAGAAAGUUAACUUUAUGAAAGUUACUCCUGAGAUGAUGCGAUCUGUUUUUUGACUGAGUGUGUAUUAUUUUCUAACAAAGCCUCAGAAGAAGAGAUUUAAGGGUUUAAUCUGAGCUUUGGUUUCGAUUGUUAGCCAAGUAUACUACAUGUUUCACUGAAUUCAAGAAGCAGGGACUCCAACGUAUAUCAUUUCUUUUUAUAUUGUAACAAACUAAAGAUGUCUCAUAUGAACCAAAGCUAGUGUUGAAAACAUUAAUAGUUAGAUGAAUGUACUUUUUUAUGUGUAUGCAACUAAUGUCCAUGCAGUGUGUCACCUUUAUUCAGAUAGUAGUCACAUACUGUAUACUGAGACGGUCAGGCUGUUUCACAUUAGGUGGAAAAUGAAAGUUUCACAGAAAAGGAUGGAAGUCAACAGUAAAUCCUAGAUACUGUUUUUCCUUUUCAAGUGAAUACUUGAAUAGGACACAAAAAAAUUCAUGAUUAUUCAGUGAAGGGAGGUUUCCCCUGCUGUUUUUGGAUUAAAAAGAUUCAACUCUUUAAAUACAGGUUGUACCCCCCCCCCCCCCCCCCCACCUUUUUAACUGAGCAGUAUUAUCAUCACAGUAACAACUUCAGCUUCAACAUGGAGUCUAUAACUGUCUCUCUGUCUAACCGAGACAGUUCCAUCAUGACAUGCCUUAUUGAAAGAAAAAUAAAACAAACUCGACAUAUCGCAUCAAUCUUUCAAAGUCUAAAAUAAGCAGAGUGCAAAAGAGGUCACAGUCUGAAGUGACGUCAAUAAGCAGCUCGGUGUGCACGCAAUAAUGUGUGACUGGUCUCAUUUAGACUCUAAAUUGGUUUCUACCGAGGAUCCGGCGAUUCUUAAGUGAUUAAUUUUAUUUUGGGUUUGUUGUGUCCCUCUUUGCCUUGUUGACAUUUACACUGAUGGGAAUUUGAGCUUUAGUAAAGAGCAAGCCAACAGGUCAGUGAUGAGUAGCGAAAUUAUAAAACCAGCAGAUUAGUUUCUAGCCUUUUUUAUUAUUAUUUAACUCCUGCAAAAUAUCAACAUGCAUGGAUGUCAAAGUGGCUCAUGGUGCAAAAUGUUUUCCCAUAUUGCCAGUUGCAUGAUUUCAUCAGCUCUUGUCUUUGAGACAUUGCCAAUUUGUUUCUGUUGUGCCAUCAAUGGUGUGUUUUUGUAAACAAAUGCUAUGAUGGAGCCAUUGUGGAAAGAGCCAUCAAGUGGUUUCUGAAAGUUAUUUUAGAAAUGUGUGGCUCAGGGAUAUUUCAAGACGGCGAAUUAUCCAGACAAGAAUGGGCGGAAAGUAAUUAUGGAUGAAUGCUGUUUAUGAUGUCUCAAGCCAUUUGACAAGUUAAAUCCUUCAUUACUCUCAUGGGGUCUUGAGCGGCUGUUUGACAAGUUUGACACGUCGCAUUGGCUCUGAAAGACAACAAAACAAAUGUAAGUGAAGUAAUGACAUGGCUCAGAGAGAAUUGCAGCUUUUAUUUGUAAAUGAAAGUGUUUUUGUUGGCUCCUGUUUCAUGCAGCAGCAGUUUUUGCCUUUCAUGUAUAAAGAUUCACAUGAAAUAAAAGUGAAUUAGAUGAAUGUGUUUACAUGAAUGCUUCACUUUGAAAACAUCCUGCUGGUUAUUUUUCCGUGCUAGGCUAACAUUACUGAGCUGCAUUAACACAACAUUUAGACAGGACAAAUAAUAGUGCAUAAAAAUGUUCUGGUUUUGUAUUGUUUACUUAUGAAUUCACCUGCUGUAUUUUUAGCUUCUGGAGUUUAAUACAUUUCUUUGGGUCAUUAUGCAGCCAUCGAGUUUGAAAGAAAAAAAAAUCUGUAAAAUAAAUAAAUAAAAGAAUGAAAUAUAUUUAAAGCAAA
Messenger RNA from Xyrichtys novacula (pearly razorfish), 23444 nucleotides. NCBI's taxonomy places the organism in Eukaryota, Metazoa, Chordata, Actinopteri, Labriformes, Labridae. The record is from the annotation of a GenBank genome assembly.